UUUUUGGUAAAAGGCGCAUGUGCCAGCCAGCUCACAACAUAGAAAUGUUGCGUUCACUCCUCGUUUCAAGUCGAAGAAGCACUGGUAGGGGUGCGUUUAUGUUCGAAGCCCUUUGUGUCCGGCAGCAGCACCAUGGCGUGGACCAUGCAGACGGGCAGUAUGACGGACUGUACCCAGGCCACAUCCCCACCAGCCCCAUCCAGAAAGCCCUGUUGGCUGUCGGCUCCGGGGUGGCAGCUCUGCAAGACCCCUACAGACAUGACAUGGUGGCAGUGCUGGGAGAGACGACAGGACACCUGGCCCUGAUGACGCUUCGGGAUCGAAUGAGAGGAGACCCUGAGGGCUAUACCAUUCUAACUGAGCGCCCACGGAUCCGACUAUCCACAUUGGAUCUGUCCAAUAUGGCUUCCCUUCCAGAUGGAUCCUUUGGGAGAGAGUACCUACGCUUCCUUGAGGACAAUAGGGUGACCCCUGACUCGAGGGUGAACGUGAAAUUUGUGGAUAAUGAGGAGUUGGCGUACGUCAUGCAGAGGUACCGAGAAGUCCACGAUUUACUGCACACCUUACUAGGCAUGCCCACUAACAUGCUGGGUGAAGUAGCAGUAAAGUGGUUUGAGGCUGCUCAAACUGGCCUGCCCAUGUGCAUCCUGGGAGCAGCGUUGGGACCGCUCCGUCUGUCCACAAGUCGUCUGGAGCCCUUGGUGACGUCCCUGGGACCGUGGGCUGUGAGGAAUGGCCGGCAGGCCCGCUGUGUCUUCAGCAUCUUCUACGAGCGCCGCUGGGAGCAGAGUCUGGAGGACCUGAGAGAGGAGCUGAACAUCGAGCCUCCCCCGCUCACCAUCACGGCCACCAGCCAGAAGCCACAUUAGAUUCUUAGCACUGACCUCGAAUGUCAGAGGUCACUGUACAACCAGAUGGGACAGAAUGCAGGGACUCUUUGGAGGGAUGUCAUACAGUAAUUUAGGCAUUGUAUGUGGACUGACUGAGUCAUAGCAAUUGUGUCAAGCUUCCCCCAUGAUUUCAAGUGAAGGAAGGAAAGGCCAAUAUUCACAGUGGGUGCAGAGGAUUACCAGAGGGCUGGAUGCAAUUUUCACCAUGGCACGGACACACAUAAUUAUUCGAAUAUGGCACAUAUUAAUCAAUUAUUGCAUUCUAUCCAUGCUACCUGAGACAUGAAACAGACAAGUGGGAGGGCAUGCAGGAGGGCAUACAGAUAGGUCAAAUCAAAUUGUAUUGGUCACAUACACAUGGUUAGCAGAUGUAAUUGCGAGUGUAGCUAAAUGCUUGUGCUUCUAGUUCCGACGCACAAGCAUUUCGCUACACUCGCAAUAACAUCUGCUAACCAUGUGUGUGUGACUAAUACGAUCUGACCAGACCUAUCUGUAUGCCCUCCUAUCUGUAUGCCCUCGCACUUGUCUGUUUCAUGUCUCAGGUAGCAUGGAUAGAAUGCAAUAAUUGACUAAAAUGUGCCAUGUUCGAAUAAUUAUGUGCGAAGUAUCACCACGGUCCGUGCCAUAGUGAAACACUCCUGGGAGGGCAUACACGCAAUUUGCCUAAAUGGAAACACUUCAGCCUCUUCAUUUUAAUUGGAAACUGUAGUAAUGUUUUUGCGAAAAAGUGUAUUUGUUGUUUUUAAAAGUCACCUUGACCUAGAGAGAUUUACACCGUUACCAAAUCAUUACAGCAGGCUAAGCCUACACAAAACACAGCCCUUAUUUGUAGUGGUUGCUAAAAAUCCCGUAUGGGGAAAAAUGAAUGGUGGAAAAACGAUUGGAACCAUUUCCCUGUUUGACUGCUUUUAUGGGUAUUAUGGCUCAUACUGUGGUACUCUGUUCUACUAUAUCUGCCAUUUCCAUUACACAUGUCACAAUGAUUCAAUGUAAACCUACCUAUUGAGUGCAUGGCACUUUUUUUAACAACCUUGUUGAGGAUCUUGUAGGUCAUGGCUAGAGGGGAUAAGCUACAGCUUUUGUAAAAUGAAUGCCUAAAUGUGAUUUUAUUUGCAUGUUAGCUAAGCUGAACCCUUUUCCUGAGGUCUUAAUCUAAUUCACCUAAUCUGCUACGUUAAUUAUCCUAACCUGCUAAUGAAAGUAAAAUUUGACAAAAGCUGUAGGCUACAUAUCCCAUCUAGUCAAAACCGGGUUUUGUAUUAGGCCUACCAGCUGGCAUUUGUCAACCACCUAACCAUCACAAGGCUGGGCAGACCGAGGACAAGGGAGAGCAUGUUGCUGCCAGUUAGGCUAUGUGAGCUGGAAAUGAGUGGUUAUUUAGUCAUCAAUUAAGGACUGUUGAUAGAAAAAGUAAUGUCUCGUCUGGUAUCAGUAAAACACUAAGACUUAAAAAAAAAAUCUAUCUGCCAUAGCCCUAUUGGUAUCACACAUGGCACAUUUACUGUAAAGAAUGGCAGUCAUGUAAUAUGUGUUUUAUAUGUAUUCAUGAUGAGCACAGUGCUGUUCAUGUAUCUCAGGGGUGAGAUGUGUCGCUCAUCAAUAAAUGCUUUGCACAUUG
Messenger RNA from Salvelinus sp. IW2-2015, 2508 nucleotides. RefSeq names its product coenzyme Q4 homolog (S. cerevisiae) (gene coq4). Lineage: Eukaryota; Metazoa; Chordata; Actinopteri; Salmoniformes; Salmonidae. Gene Ontology annotation, cellular component: mitochondrion; mitochondrial inner membrane. The record is from RefSeq and is a predicted model, not a curated record. Gene Ontology annotation, biological process: ubiquinone biosynthetic process.